UGGCAUCGUGCCGCAUUUUGACUAGCACAAGAAAAGCAAACCAGUUCCACUUAGAGGAGAUGGCUCUUCCGGCAGGGGUACUCGGACCUAUCUAUUGUUUGACCACAUGCCAAUAAGUGACUACCAGACCUUACCAUAAAAGCAACCAAGCGACCGCCAGUUUUCGAUAAACCACAUCGGCAAACAAGUUAAGCUAGCUCCAGGACUUUUUCUCGCUACCACAACCGAGAAGUCUUCUGGUUCUCUGAACUUAUUGUCUAAUCCUAUACCUCGUUUCCUGGAUUAACCGUGUGUACCUUAUACACCUAGUCCAGCUAUCUCACUUGUGUUCACUUCCUUGAAUUUCAAGUCUUUUCUCACCGUAUGAAACUUUGCCUCACUGGAAUCCUCGUUGUCUGGGCGUUGUUCGCCCAAGUGACUCAAGCUUUAGUUAUUACCACUGUUUCGACCUACCUUGCGCCGCCGGGUCCCACCAGCAUUUGUCUGACCUUCGCUACCCUGGGCGGACAGGGUGCAACAGCGUGGCACGCCAGUGUAUACUUCCACGAGAUAUCCUCUAGUCUCUUGUCGGCCCAGUUCGAGUUUAUCUGGUACUUCUCCUUCGAUUCACCAAUCAACGCAAACUUGUUUACCGCUUCCGUUAUUACAAAUGUUGUUAAUUUGGUGGAUGACACUUCUGUCACCGUCAAUCCAGCUCAGGGUGCAUUUGUGCUUCUGUAUUCCGAUACCGUCCUCAGUGUGCUCGGUAUAAUCACAGUUUGUUUAAACAAUUUAAAUGAGCUUAUUGGAUAUGAGGCUACUUUUCUGAUCAACAGUACCCCGAUUGCCACGGUGGAUGUGGGAUCAGAUUUAUUGUGGUCCUCCUCACUUCAAUUAAGCUUGCUGUGCAGUGCAGGAUCCACUGGUCCCAGCUGUAUUGGCAUUUCUUACCCUGCCAUUGGCUGCUACACACCAUCACAAUGCUCUGGAAAUGCACCAUCCGUGCAAACCUUGACCAUCCAAGGUACCAACUCCGUGGGGUGUAUUGUCUACAGCGUGUUGCGAUACUCAUAUUCCACUCUGACUUUGGUUACUACUCAGGUAACCAUUCUGACAACCACACUUCUGUACACUACUUCGUCAAAUACCGGAAACAUUCUUUUUCCCAAAUGGACGACCUACGUUGUGACACAAACAUCCACCAGUACCAUCCCUCUUACCACCAUCAGUACAGUCCUCAACCCCGUGGCAACAAGCUUGGUCUCGGGCUACACGAGCUGCUGUGUAGGAUGUACCGCGUAUUUGACCGGAGUUUCCAGUACUGAUACUAACGGUAAUAUAAUUUACAAGAGUGAGUCGGUUAUCAUUACCACGGGUUCUGGUGGUACUACCACCACCUCAAUCAAUGUGUUUGCCACUAGCACAUAUACCGUCUGUCCACAGUGUUCGGUAUAUACGUCGCUUUUAUCUUCCACAAACUCAAAUGGGAAUGUUGUGGUUGUGUCUCAAAGCGUCAGAGUGACCACCAAUAGUAAUGGUGCCUUGUCUACAACGUCUUCUGCCAUUGGAACUACUACUAUCUGCACACGGUGCUCGUCGUACACCUCGGCGGUGUCCUCUACCGACUCGAAUGGGAACAUAGUAAUCAUAACAGAGAUUAUUGCAGUGACCACAAAUUCAGCUGGGGUAAUAGGUACAGGAACCACACCCAUUGGAACCAGCACGUUCAUAAUGUGCCCCCUGUGUACUGUCUAUACCACUGCUGUUUCCACCACUGAUACCAACGGCAACAUUGUGAUUACGACGGAGAGCGUUCGAGUGACGACUAAUGCUCAGGGUUCGUUAUCAACCACUUCAUCAGCUAUUGGGACUAGUACCUUUAUUGUCUGUCCACUGUGUACUGUCUACACCACUGCUGUUUCCACUACUGAUACCAACGGAAACAUUGUGAUUACGACGGAGAGCGUUCGAGUGACGACUAAUGCUCAGGGUUCGUUAUCAACAACUUCAUCGGCUAUUGGGACCAGUACCUUUAU
This is a messenger RNA of Babjeviella inositovora NRRL Y-12698, 2015 nucleotides long. RefSeq lists its product as uncharacterized. The record is from RefSeq and is a predicted model, not a curated record. The transcript has a single exon. NCBI's taxonomy places the organism in Eukaryota, Fungi, Ascomycota, Pichiomycetes, Serinales. The annotation marks the transcript as partial.